GUCAAACACACGCGGGGACAGAGGGUGGACUGACUGCAUCGACACAGCAACAAAUAAAAUACAUAGCAAAAAAAAAUAACCCCCCACCCCCACAAAAAAAAAAUACCCUUCCGUGGAUUAUACCAAUAGAUAGUCUACACUUAUUGGCAUCUGAUCUUCAACCGACCACAUCUCUCGAAAUUGGAUUGAAAGCGAAUUAGCCAUCAACCCCACACCCCCACCCCCCCAUCCAUUCAAUAUUUAUUAAUCUUUUCUGCCCUUUUUUGUUGUUUCCUUCCACCACCACCACUGUGACUACUUGGAUCCGAACCCCAAGUUAGGAUUUAAUACAUCCCAAACAAUCACUGCGAAGGAUCAGAGAAGAUCAACGCCUGGAAAAGGAGGGAGGAGAGAGGACCACAGCACAAGGUAGCAGCAGAGCUCAGAAAGAGGACAGAUUAGACACACAAAAGAAGAGGGGAGAACUCAACGGAAAUUAGAAGUGAUUUUCUUCGAAAGAGUUGGCGAAACACCAUGACUAUAACGGAGAUGAACAGAUUUAACAUAAGUCCUGAUGACGACAGCAGCAGCACCAACAGCAAUGAAUACAACUACACAGAAAAUGCCAGCACAAAAAAGGUCCCCAUCAAUAGUCAAUAUGUUGACAUUGACGCAGAGAGUCAGAAUUUUCUGCCAAGUUUAUAUUAUGGGAAGAAGAAAUUUGAGGAAGAAUAUAGGCCUGGGAAUACCUCGUUUGGAAUUUCUGCUUUCAACCUCAGCAAUGCUAUCAUGGGGAGUGGGAUUCUUGGACUGGCUUAUGCCAUGGCCAACACUGGAAUUGUACUUUUUGUGAUUCUUUUGUCUGCUGUAUCAAUAUUUUCACUAUAUUCUGUUCACCUUUUAUUGAAGACUUCAAAAGAAGGAGGUUCACUGUUAUACGAACAACUGGGACAAAGAGCAUUUGGAAUGCCUGGAAAGGUUGCAGCUUCUGUUUCAAUUACAAUGCAAAAUUUUGGAGCUAUGUCAAGCUACCUCUAUAUCGUGAAAUAUGAACUACCAUUAGUUAUUCUUGCUUUCCUGAACCUCACAGAAAAUACUGGACAUUGGUAUCUGAAUGGUGAUUGGUUGGUUAUCAUAGUGUCAAUCGUUCUGAUCCUGCCUUUGUCUCUCCUAAAGAAUUUAGGGUACCUGGGCUAUACCAGUGGUCUGUCUCUUCUUUGCAUGGUCUUCUUUAUGAUAGUUGUAAUCCACAAGAGCUACCAUAUCCCUUGUCCAUUGCCACAACUGGAUGAAGACUUAAUAAAUGGAACAGUGAAUAGCACAAUAAUGAUUGGUAGUUUUACCUAUGAAGCAAUUACAAGUGAUCCUCUGGCCAGUGCAUUACAUAAUGCAACUGAUCUGGAUAUGUGCAAACCAAAGUACUUUAUCUUCAAUUCACAGACUGUUUACGCUGUACCAAUUCUGACCUUUGCAUUUGUGUGUCACCCAGCUGUACUGCCCAUCUAUGAAGAACUCAAAGACCGUUCACGUAAGAAAAUGCAGAGGGUUGCCAAUGUUUCAUUCUUGGGUAUUUUUGUCAUGUACCUGUUGGCUGCUGUCUUUGGUUACCUGACAUUCUAUGGACAUGUUGAGCCAGAGCUGCUUCAUACAUAUUCAAAGGUGUACAAGUUUGAUACUGUCCUCCUCGUUGUCCGUUUGGCAGUACUCAUGGCUGUAACAUUGACUGUUCCUGUUGUUCUGUUUCCCAUCCGUACUUCUGUUCAACAGUUGUUAUUUCCUAGCAAAGAAUUCAAUUGGGUACGUCACUCUCUAAUCACCGUAAUAAUUCUGGGUCUCGCCAAUUGCCUGGUGAUCUUUGUUCCUACCAUCCGAGACAUCUUUGGAUUCAUGGGUGCCUCUGCUGCUGCUAUGCUGAUCUUCAUCCUUCCCUCUGCAUUCUACAUCAAACUUGUGAAAAAGACUAUGAAAUCAGUACAGAAAAUUGGGGCAUUAAUUUUUCUCAUCUGUGGAAUAUUUGUUAUGAUUUCAAGCAUGACUCUCAUCAUUCUCGACUGGAUUCACAAUGCUUCAACGUCUGAAGGUCACUAAGUCCUCUAAGAGAUGAGGCAUGUAGUGAGCCAACAGGAGCUGUGUUGUUCAUGAAUCGUUCUGCCUAAGAACAAAAAUAACAAUUUUUUGUUUCUGUUUUCUUCACGUUUUCAGUGAUUCGGGAAGACAGACUUCAAGGGUUGUAAUGCGUUGUGGCAAUUUUUUUGUUGCAUUCUUAGAAUGGGAUCUCCCUUUACAAACGCACUGCGUAGAUACUGCUGCUGCAAACGGCACAUGGUAACUCCCAUUAUGUUGGUUGCCUUCCCAGAAAAUACGUGUUACUUUCCAAAGACUGCUUUCCAUAAGCAGAUUAUGUAUUAUAACCGUUAUGUGGGCUGUGAGCAGUAAUAAUAAUAUUGUUCACAGAAGAAUUUUUUGUUGGGGGAAAUGUGUACAAAAUGUAUUUAUAAAGCCAUAUUAUUGGCAGUCCAAAAUAUUACAGACCCAUCAACAAUGUGGGCUUCUUUUUGUUUGUACAUACGUGACCUAAAUUCCUGUAGAUGUGCCUAACUAGUCGAUUUACUGUAUAUUGCUAGAUUAAGAGUAGCACUUGAUCUUUAAAUAAUCUUUUUUGAUAUUUUAAAAAACUACUUGUGGACAUAGACUUAACUAGAAUAUUUAAAUUUUAUGGCAGUAAUUUGAAUUUUCAGUUGAGAGUUGUGUUUACUUCAGUUCAGAAUGUAAUGUUUAUGACAAUAAAACCUUGACAGAGUUAGAGAACACACAAUUAAAAGUUGUUUCUUGUGAACAACCCAACUUUCAUCUAGAAGUACUUUAAGGUUCUGUAGUAAACUAACCACAGACACUGUGCUUUAGGGUGCAGUUUAAUAAUGUGGAGGUCAUGGCUUGUCAAGAAACAUAGGGGUGAUGUUCUGCAUGGUGAUAUGUGCACUAAUUUCAGUGUGUACCUCUGAUGGGAAGAUCUCACUGUAAGUGUACAUUGCCAAAGUCAGUAGUAGCAAGAGGAGUAUUGCUAUCAUAGUAUCUUGAGGGUACUGAUGCGAAGCUGAGUUUCUUUGUUAAACCAUACUGUUUUUGGGGUAUAAUUAAUAACUGAAUAAAACAACAUCUGGAACCCAUUUCCUAAUUAAUCAGCUAAUUUAAAUAACUUUGAAUACAUUUUGUAUAAUAUGUUAAUUGCAGACUGGACACUUAUUCACAUCUACCAGUUAUUCACAUCCCUUCAUCGUGUAUUAUUGAAUAAUGGGCAUCUGCUAGUUUGUCUAGCUCUAGUCAACAGUUUAUGGACAUGUGGCGUAAGUGCUGGCAUUUUAUUACUUCUUAAUACAUGUCAAAGGUACACUUCAUACAUUGAACUCAUUACAAAGUGUCCGAAUGACAGUGCUAGCAGAAUAAUUCCCCUGAUGGUAGCCCUAAAUUGCCCCUUCAAUCUCGCAAUUUGUCUGAAAGCAAUUAAAAGCGAUUGACGUUAAAUUUGUGUGAUUGGAAUAAACACUAUGCUACGUUUAUUACUUUCAUUGUUACAAGAUUGUUCAAAAAUGAAAAACGCUAACAAUAUCUAGCUCUCUAAUUAAUAUGUUCCCUUUGUAUCCCUUUUAUUCUGUUUGCAAUUUAUCAUAGGUGCAGCUAAUUCUAAAGCAGUUCUAUUGCAUUAAGCUGUGAAUUCUAAUGAUUCCUCCCUCACAGCAUUCAUUCAAUUUCUGGAAGCCAACAUGAGACAAGUUUGUGUAAAAUUACAAUGUAAACAUGUGAGGUGCUGUCAGUUUGAUACUGAACAUUUCCAGGUAUAUAUUAAAAAAGUAUCGCAGGUAAAAGUGGAACAAGGAUCCAUAAAUCGAGGAUUUAAUAAAUCAGUCUACUUUCUUAGAUAAUUGUUAAACGUUUAGCACCAUCAUUUGUUACCCAAGUGAUGAUGACAAUUCACCCUACUGAUAUUUGGCUUCACAGUGUUAGAGUAAUAUUCUGGUGUCACCUGGUGUUUCCCUGUUUUACUUGAAGGAAACUUUAUAUAUUGUGCUUCCUAUGACCAUUCAACCUUCUGUGGUCUGGUUGUUUUUUUAAUUUGCUAUUGUCAUCAAAUAUUUAUAGACCUGGAGAAAUCAGUAUAACUUAACAUAUUUAUGACGAUGUAAAUAUCAAUGUAUAUAAUCUUCCACUGGUUUGGAUAAUGUGUAUAUAUAUGUCAAUAUUUAAACAGUGAUAUUGUUCCAUGAAGUCCUAAUGAGAAGAGUUAAUGGCAUCGUAUCAAAGUCAGUAAAUAAAAGAUAAGCAAUGGCAGUUUUAAGAGCUUCUGCUGAUUCAAUGGUAGAAGGAGCUUUGUUUCAGUGCUCUGUAUUUACUUUAUUAAAUGUAACUUGUGUAACACAAAAUUAUCAAGUUUUAUAAAUGGCAUAUUCCUGCCAUUAACAGUGAAUGCACAAUGUUUGUAAAGAGUGACUGAGCAAUCAUAACUUCUGGAUUGCUGAUAAUUGCUGUUAAACAGAACCUCAGUUAUUUUGCCAUAUGAAUCGCAUGUCAUCUGAAGCAAGUGUAAUUAAGAAUAAAUUACAGUUAACAAAGGUCAACAAUAUUUUUAGAAUUUACUGAAACAUAAAAUGCAUAUAACUGCUUUUUUAAAAAAAUUAAAUACGGUAAUUCUCAUAAUGGCUGUUUUAAUUCUCUUGAGAAAAUGUUACAAAGAGCAUUUGGAGUGAAUUGUAACUUGCCAUUGCAGCUGGAAUUUAUGUUCCCACAGGAUAAUCACCAGACCUAAACUAAAAAGCUUGUGUAUUCAUAUUGCUCACAUAAUUCACUCAAAAUAUUUGUACCAGUGCAAGCAUGCAUUAAAGAGAGCCUUGAGAAGCAUGAAUGCUGUCUUUAGCAUACCUUUUGGGUUACUGUGGAUAGGAUGCUUCCAUGUAUGUUUUUUCUUGACAUUAUGUAAAAUUGAUCUUGUAUGUAUAUUUCUAUACCAUUAACUGUGAGAGGCUGAUCGUGUGGAUGAUUUUUGUUAGUAAAGACUGCAUUACAGUCAGUGUUGCACUGUUGUUUCAAUUAAACACUAUUGUACUGUGUAUAUAUUGUAAAUAAAGUUAUACUCUGAGA
Messenger RNA from Callorhinchus milii (elephant shark), 5112 nucleotides. RefSeq names its product sodium-coupled neutral amino acid transporter 2. Gene Ontology annotation, biological process: amino acid transmembrane transport; L-glutamine transport. Gene Ontology annotation, molecular function: L-glutamine transmembrane transporter activity. The record is from RefSeq and is a predicted model, not a curated record. Lineage: Eukaryota; Metazoa; Chordata; Chondrichthyes; Chimaeriformes; Callorhinchidae.